CUCCACGGUGGUGGGGACAUGACAUCGACGAGGGGCGAUGAGCGCAUUCGAAUAGAUUCGCGGGUUUUCGGAAUAUGAAGCCAUCCCUCCCUCUUAACCUCUUCGCGAUCUCUUCAUCUUGAGGAGUUUCACUGCUCAACCAGACACGCUAUCCAUCAAUUCUUAAUCGUAUUACCUCGUCAAGCAAUUCACAAUCCAUCAUGGCUUCCAACCAACCCGGUCGUUGCUGCGCCUUGGGCCACCUGCACGAAGGCACCCCGUCAGGCGAGAACAUCAAGAUUGGCAAGAUUGAUGCCUACUUCGCCAAGCCCACCACCACCAACCACAACAACAAGACCCUCGUCGUCUACCUCCCCGACAUCAUCGGCAUCUGGCAGAACUCCAAGCUCAUGGCCGACGCCUUUGCCGCCGAGGGCUUCGCCUGCGUCGUCGUCGACCUCUUCAACGGCGACCCGGGCCCCCUCAACCCGCCCGAGGGCUUCGACCUCAUGGGCUGGCUGCAAAAGGGCAGCGACGGCAACAACCCGCACGGCGUCGAGCAGGCCGACGCCAUCACCGCCGAGGCCCUCCAGUGGGCCAAGCAGCAGGGCUACACCAAGAUCGGCGCCGCCGGCUACUGCUUUGGCGCAAAGUAUUGCGUCCGUCACUACAAGAACGGCAUCGGCGCCACCUUUCUCGCCCACCCGUCCUUUGUCGACGAGGAGGAGCUCGCGGCCAUCACGGGACCCCUGGCCAUUGCCGCCGCCCAGUUUGACGACAUCUUCCCUACCGAGAAGCGCCACAAGUCCGAGGAGGUGCUGGCCAAGACCGGCGUGGACUGGCAGAUCUUCUUGCACUCGGGUGUCCAGCACGGCUUUGCUGUCCGGGGCGACAUGACCAAGCCGAAUGUCAAGCGCGCCAAGGAGCAGGCCUUUAAGCAGGCUGUCGAGUGGUUCGAGUCGCAGCUCUCGCUGGCCUAGAUAGACAGAUAGAAUGAAUAAAGAUUUAUGACUCUAUGCCUCCAUGAGCUACGAUAGCUACGGCU
Molecule: messenger RNA, 1024 nt
Organism: Emericellopsis atlantica
Lineage: Eukaryota; Fungi; Ascomycota; Sordariomycetes; Hypocreales; Bionectriaceae
Product: dienelactone hydrolase
Exons: 2
Coding region: 201-959 (252 amino acids)
Molecular function (GO): hydrolase activity
Source: RefSeq, a predicted model, not a curated record